Pseudo-nitzschia multistriata is the source of this 2075-nucleotide messenger RNA. The record is from the annotation of a GenBank genome assembly. NCBI's taxonomy places the organism in Eukaryota, Bacillariophyta, Bacillariophyceae, Bacillariales, Bacillariaceae.
CAAUCCAUUUCACUCACCGCUUUCUGCAAAUCAAGAAGGGAUCCCAAGCCUACAUUUACUUGACUGUUUUGUACACAGAAAAUCAAAUCACGGGCGAGACUUUAGAAUCGGUUGAAAGUUAGUGUCACGGCACGAUGUUGAAAGUUUUCGGUAGUUAUAGCCUUUUUUCCUGCUUCAUUUUGAUAUCAUGUUGCCGUAGGAUGAUGCCCUUGGCGGCAGCCUUCCGUCCAUCUGGCCUUUCUCCUCGUAUGGUGCCAUCCACAUUCUCGCAAACAAACCGCGUCGAGAACGACAGAACAUCAUCAUCCCCGACAGCUCUUUUCAUGGGCAAGGGCAAGGGGAAGAAAAAGGGAAAAGGUGGCCCCCCCCCCGCCGGCAAAGGCUUCGGAGGGGCUAUCGCCACAGAUUCUCCAAUCGACAAAUUUCCUUACGCCGGUACCGUGCGACCGGGAAUUCAAUCCCCGCAACGAAAAGUUAUUCUAUCCAGCGAAGAAGCCAAGAAAAUACUUCCCGACUACGCCCUCGACGGUCGGCCCAAAAAGGGCAGCAAUUCGCCUCUUCUGCCGUGGGUGAUCGAGGUCAAGAAGCCCGAGGAAAUCGAAAAGAUGAGAGUCUCGGGGAAACUGGCACGGGAAAUCCUCGAUCUUGCCGGAAGAGCCGUAAAGCCAGGAAUCACGACGGACGAAAUCGAUACCAUUGUGCACGAGGCUAUCUUGGCGGCGGGUGCUUAUCCAUGUACGUUGCCUUGAGCUUAUGUGGGUAGGAUUGCGAUCACGAUUGCGAUUGGAUUUGCGCGCUCUAUGACGAUCUGUCGAUAGAAAACCUUUGAAAACUACGAGCCAAGGACAUUUUGGUGGUACAACGCGUUCUUCGAAUCACUCACUUUCUUCUUUAUCGGUGUUUUUGUUUGUCGUUCGCGUGAAUCUAUUUUGUUUGACGAGUAGCUCCACUGAACUACCACGGAUUUCCAAAGAGUUGCUGUACGAGUGUAAACGAGGUGAUUUGCCACGGAAUUCCAGACGAUCGGAAACUAAAGGAUGGGGAUGUUGUCAAUAUCGAUAUCACGGUAUACCUGAACGGCUACCACGGAGACUGCAGUGAAAUGUUUGUUGUAGGCGACAUCGACCAACAGGGGAAGGCUCUGCUGCAGGCAACAUACGAUUGCUGGAUCAAAGCCUGCGAGUUUGUUCAGCCCGGCAGGGACUACAAAGAACUGGGGGCCAUCAUGGAAGACCACGUUGUUCCUCUUGGCUUUUCUUCCGUCCGAAACUUUUGUGGUCACGGAAUUGGCAGCGUCUUCCACACCACUCCCAACAUCCUGCACUACCGCAACAACGAACCCAACGGACAAAUGGCGAAAGGGCACACAUUUACGAUCGAACCUAUGAUCUGCGAGGGGAGCAACAAGGUUCUGAACUGGCCAGACGACUGGACGGCCACGACCGUUGACGGAAAGCGUUCGGCGCAAUUCGAGCACACCCUCGUAGUAACAUCUGACGGAGUGGAAGCACUGACGUGCAAGAACGAGAACUCCAUGCUUCAUUUCUGGGAAAAAGAAUCGGAGGUUUACAAGGGCUUUUGGCUAGGAUCUUCCGAGGCCGCUAAGGAGCGAGCCGAAGCUCUCAAUACGAAAAUAUUAGGUGACUUAUAGCCAGUCAACCCAAAGCCUGCGCGACAGCAAAGUAGCGAAACACUAAAUGAUUUAGUUUCAUGGCUAAGCUUUCUCUGUCUCUCUCUAUUGGGAGAUACAAAGUCUUAUACCAAGUCUUUGUACUACCGCGCGCGGUUAAUUUCUUUACUAAGAGUCCUUGUGUAGUUUUUGCCGAUCCUGUUCGUUGAAGAUUUGUUGUACGCGGCUCUAAUGGACCACGUAUGCCAUGGUGCUGCUACCAAGUAUUGUUACGUGCGAAGUUUGGAAGUUGCCGAGCAUAACUUGCGGAAGUCGCUCAACACAACACGGACGACAACAACAAUCUUCUACUCCGAGUACGGUGCGAGCACGAGUACUCGCAGUAAAAACAUGGCAGAAGAUAACAUCUCGAAAGUUGUAGACAAAAUGGGCCCAAGUCAUAUCG